Molecule: messenger RNA, 5436 nt
Organism: Neospora caninum
Lineage: Eukaryota; Apicomplexa; Conoidasida; Eucoccidiorida; Sarcocystidae
Exons: 9
Coding region: 1-5436 (1811 amino acids)
Source: RefSeq, a predicted model, not a curated record
AUGCAUCCUUCACGCUCCCCGCGAAGCCAGCUCGGCGAUCUCACUCAAGCUUCCUUGGUGCACGCGCUGGAGAAACCUGACGACGACGAUUUCCGUCUCGUUCUGCCGCCCUCGCCGGCAGCGCUCAGACGGACACAGGAGGAAGCGUCGUCAGAUGAAGAAGAAGACACCGCCGAGAAGGCCCAGGAGGAAGGCGACGGGAAAAGGCAGGAUAGGCGAACGAGCAUGCGAGAGCGACUGAGUUUCUUCAGAGGCGCUUCGCUCAGACGACGACAGACGACGGACGCCCACGGAGACUCAGCCGCCUCCGGUUUUUCCUCGUCGUCGCUGAAGGAAGAACGCGCCGAUGCGCAGGGGAAGGGCGUCGAGGGCGAGGCGAGGCGAGACGCAGAGAUCGCGAAGAAACCGAGCAGGAGUCUUCUUCUCGGGUUUGGAUCGAAAGGCGGAAGAGGCGAGAAGAGUCGUUCGGGGUCAAGGGCGCUCGACGGCCCCCCGCCCGGGGAAGAUCCGAUCGCAAGAGAAGACCGACAACCCGAGACCGGCACCGCGUCGGUGACUGUCCAUCAGGAAGAACCAACCGUGGUUGCGGCGUCUGUGGACUCAGGGGAGAGACAGUCGAAUCCAGACGAAAGAGAUGAGACGCAGGUGAGUCCGGAAGGUCGCGGCAAUCCCUUUAGUGCAUCUUCAGAUCUUGACGAGCCUGAGAGAGGCGAGUGUGCGUCUUCUCGGGAAGGCCAGGCGAGAGCCAAUGUGCACGCGAAGAAAGGUGAGCAGACACCCGGAGGCGUCAAAUCCGUCCUAAAGCGCCCGGAGACGAGCGAAUCGAAGCUGGGGCUCGGCGCGCCUUACCGUCGCUCCAUUUCCUUUAAGCAUCUCUCUGGCUCCUCUUCGGGAGACGAGGAAGACCGCAGUAUCGGCGGGGAUUCUGAGGACCGGAAAGGGGAGCGCGACGGACAACGCCGAGAGGCGGACGCUCCGCUUCUCCACAGAAGGUCGACCGUGCGGUGGAGUGAGUUGGUGGAGGAAAAGGGAAACGGGGGAGACGAAGAAGAAGGGUCGGGAGGAAGCGCUGAGCACGAAGCGUCCGGCCCGCGAGGUCUCCGAGACAGGAGAAAGUCUUCGUUAUUCGUAGGCAAAGCAACCGACUGGGAAGAGCGAGAGGAUGACUCUUUCUCUCGAGCGACACGCGAAAGCGUGGCGGGGGAAGAGGGGAACUCGCGGGGCCUCGGGACAGCCGACGACGCCCCCCAACAGAGACUCGCCGGUGACCCUCACCAAGUGUACAGACACCCAACCGGGAGGGAAGACGGGGCGCCAGAGACCAUCCCGUCUUCUCCCUCUUACCUGUUUACGCACGCGUCCUCCCUUCACCAGCUACUGCAACUGCCUCCUGCAAAAUACUUCAACCUCACGGCCGAGAUUCAGAGACAAAGAAGCAUCUUUCCGCGGCGAUGGGUUGACGAGACGCUGCUGAUCCAUCAGAGUCUUCUUCUCUUCUGCGCCUCUCUGCGACCUCUCUGCGUGCGGAUCAUGGUACCGCUCUCAAACGUUCAAGCCGUCGCGCUCUUAGAUGUGAAUCUUCGCGAGAGAGACCGGAGGAAAGCGACGAAACGCGGAUGGCGCCUCAAGCUCCUCCACACGGAGACUUCGCAGAGGGGAAAGGGAAAAGUUCAGGAGAUCGUUUGCCGCUUCAAACAAGAAAACGACAUGCACACUUGGGCGGAGAGACUCACGCUCCUCGCACAAAAAUGGAGACAGCGUCCAGCCGUCCCGGACCUUUUAUAUCGGCCGCCGUGCCAAACCCAGUUGGAUGAAGUGUCUCGCGACAUCCACAAGGCGGCCUCGACUUUGCUGGUCCAGCGCAUCUUCUUCGCCUGUUGCGCGGCAGCCCGCUCCCAGUACCGCCUCUUCUUCUUCAGUGCGCGCCUGUACUGUCUCCAGAAACUUCGCCGCGAGAGCGAACUGAGGAUUCAGCGAACUGCCUCGGCUGCGUGCCGAGCCGCUGCCCAGCGCGAAGGCGCCUGUCGUCUCCAGCUCGUGCUGGAAAAGAAGCUCCGGCUCCACUUUUGGGAUUUGUGUCAACAGAGCGAGCGCAUUCACCUCCACACGGUGCAAAAGAAACGCCUCGCAGUCGCCGUGGCGCUGCUCGAAAAAGAAGAGGAAGCCGUCGCGCGGCACAUCACACACUGGCGCAAACGGUCCCUGGUUCUGAUUCUCUCCGCCGCCCUCGCUCGCCGCCUCUCGUGGGCAGUCACCCAGCUCGGCGUGGCGACGAAACUCGCGGCUGCUCGGGCGAAGCAGAAGUCUGCCGGCGCGCUGUACUUGGAAGAAGUUCUGAGGAGGUACGAGCAGAGGCGCCUGCGCGGCGCGUUUGCCGUCCUGCGCCGCGAGACCCGGCGAAGAGGCGAGCAGGGGAAGAAGCUGAAGCUGGUCGUGGACACCCUGAGGAAGCAACGUCUCGCCGUCGCCUGGCAACGCCUCGUGCAGUUCUACAUUGCGAGCGCCAAGACGCAGGCGAGGAAAGUGGAACAGGCAAAGGGAAUGGCCUUGGAGCUGUCUCUCCUUGCGGUCGAAAAGAAACGCGUCGCCUCGGCCUUCUUCAAGUUGAAAGAACACGCCCACGCCAGCCGAGAGGACGAACGCGAAGCAGUGUGCAGAAACAUGGAAAAGGUGAACGAGACACUUCGCACGGCUGCCUUGCGCGUUCCACGGCAGCGAGGGUUUCUCGUGCUCUCUGCCGUGGUGCGAAAAGUUCAGCGCUCGCUUCUUCUUUCUUCCUUUUCCCUCUGGACGGGCACGCUGCGGCGAGAGAGUCGGAAGAAGACAGCGCUCGUCAGGGUGGCCCGAGUGAUCGAGCAGAAAGAAAGAAGAAUGAAGGAAGUCGGGCUUUCUUCGCUCUUUCGCUGGGGUCACUUCGCAAACGAACAGCUUUGCCGAAAGAGGGCCGGCGCGUCUCUCCUCGCCGCGAGUCUCUCGUCGAUUUCACGGCGAAUCCUCGGCAGUGCAUGGGGGAAACUCACGAUUCACGGCGAAGAUCGGCCAUUCGAACGCGAGUUGAAAGGUGUUUUCGUUCUGGAAAAAAUCAGACGGCGACGACUUCAGUUUUUCUUCACACAGUUGCAGCGCGAGGCAGCUUGCGGCCGAGAUUUACGGGUUUUCCUCAAGAGCCAUGUUCUUCACGCAUUCGUCCACCUCCUGGCGCUCCGUCGCGUCAAGAUUUUGUCUACCAGCUUUCAGAGACUGCGCAGUUUCUCUUCUCGCGCAUCUUCUCAAACUCGCGCUUCCUCUCGCACGUGUCUCGCGCAAAGACCGUCUCCGCCGCCCCUCGAUCCCCUUCACCUCCCUCAGGCAGCGAGGAGCCUUCCAGUCUCUCCUCGCCGUGAAUCCUUUGAUCGUUCCAAGACGGGGGCUCGCGAGAUCCUCGCCUCUCGCUCUCUCAUCGAGGGCCGACAGAUCGCAGAAGAAAGUCGUGAAACACGGCUAGCAGAAGGAGUCGCCGUCUCUCCUUCUUCUCCCUACCUCCUUCCAACGAAACGUCUCAUUCCCCUCCCGGCUUGUGACCCGCCUCAACGUAGUCCGUUUCCUUCCUCGUCUUUUUCCGCUUCGACCGCGCCUCCGUUUUCGUCGUCGCUCGUUUUUGGGCACACAGACGCGUUUCUGCCCUCGCCGGAGACAGAGGCGACGAUGGACCGAAUUCACGAUUUGCUUCGCCUCUCUGGAGAUUUGUUGGAGCAGCAGGAAAAACUCUUUUCUUCUCACAGCGAGGCAGAGUCGCCUCCCGUGGUCCCGCGUGUCGCGCCCGUUCCUGGACUUGCGACUCCGAGCCUGUCGAGAGUCUCCGGGGGGACGGAAACGGAGAGUCGGAGUCGAGAGGAAACCGUUUCGAUGGAUGCUCCGAAGAAGGCAGAAAAGCGGCGAGAGAGUGGGAAGAAGCCGGGGGGGAACGCGAGGGCGACGGAGGAGACUCCCAAAAAGAAAGAGAAAAAGACAGUGACACGGAGGUCCUCCGCCUCCGCAAAGGCACUCGGACUCGCCGAGUCCGGAGGCGAAGCGUCUCGUGCAAAGGGAUGCCUGUUUCGCACAUCCGCUUCGAUGGAUUCCGUCUUUUUGGACUCCGGGAACCAGGCGGCGGGUCGCAGUGCGGUUCCCAUCGUGCCGCCGGUGGGGAUUCUCGUGUCUUCGGCGUCUACGGAACAACUUCCCGGUCUUCUCUCGCCUCGCAGCCUUCGUCUCCCCUCUCCGUUCAAUUUAGACGACGCGCCGCUCUUCGCCUGCUCGCCUUCUCCGAUUCAGGAAGACGGCUCUUCCUCGUGGGGAUUCGCGCCAUGCCGUGCUCCAUUGCCUCUAGGGGUUGACGACGCAGGCACACGGACCUCGGGUCCAACCGCGGCGUCGCCUCGUCUCGCCGUUUCCCUGUCUGGUCCUGUCUCCUUUCACAGGACAGGCGACUUUCCCAGCGGAGCCCUCGGCAACAGACGUCUUCUCGCGCCUCCGUCCGGGAUCCUCGUCUUUGAAGAAACGCGAGAAACAAGUCGCGAGGCACCCGUCUUUGGCUUUACGCAAAACCCGAAGAACUUCCGCGAUCAAGACAGAGAAAUCGACGCGCUCAUUGACCACCUGCAAAGAAAGCUCGGGUUUCCAACAGAAACAAGCCAGCACUCUUGGAUCGUCGACUCGGCAGACAGCAACCCGCAGUCCUUCGUUUCUCCUUCCAGUCCUUUUUUCAAUCCUUCUGUCAGUCUUCCUUUCUGUCCUGCGAGCGCCUCUCCGUCCUUGUACCCGCAUAGCGGUCCCGUCGAGCAGGGAGCGCUUCGGGUGUCUCCGGCGGUCUCGGCUGUACGUACACUCGAACGUCCGAGGAGCGCGGACACGGAGAGAAAGAAGGGUCUUUUCAGCGUCUUGAACUCUCUGUCGCCGUGCGCCUCCCCGCUGUCUCGUUGCUGCGGAUUCGUGAGUGGCGAAUCCCCUGAAAAGAAACCGAUGGAGCGGCCGCAAGCCAGAGACAGCCCAGCGGACGCGGCUGCGUUGCCGAGGAAGAUAACUUCUUCAGCGUCUCGAGUUCGUUUCGUCGACACAACGGGCGCGACGCUUGAACAACGCCAGGGCGAUGGCACGUGCUCCUCCUCCGCGUCUUUCCCCUUUUGUACCGACUUUUCGUCGCCGUGCUCUUCUCUCAAGAGCUUCUCUGGGUUUUCACCAGAGACGCAAAACCUCGACACUCUUCCCGCAGGCGCGUGGGUGCCUGUGCAUGCGGCCAGCCUCGGCUACGCCGCGCCGCGAGUGCAUGCAACCGCCUCGCAGAAAAGUGGGAAGAAAAAAGUGUCUUCGCUCGCCAAAAGGCCUGCCGUAGACGCUCCCGCGCACGCAGUGGACGCGUCGCCGGGUGUUUUGUCUCCUGGAGGCGUUCGGGGCUUCAGAUUUGCACGAGGAACGUGA